Molecule: messenger RNA, 1617 nt
Organism: Pedinophyceae sp. YPF-701
Lineage: Eukaryota; Viridiplantae; Chlorophyta; Pedinophyceae
Source: the annotation of a GenBank genome assembly
AUGUCUGCUGCUGGACCGUGCAGCCGGAAGGUGGGGCAGUGGGAAGUGGGUGCUCAGCUCGGGUCCGGGUCCUUCGCGGUCGUGUGGCACGCCGUGCACUGCGAGACGGGCGUGCACGCAGCAAUUAAGGAAAUUCCGACUGCCAGGCUCACGCCCAAGCUCAAAGAGAGCCUGGACUCGGAAAUCAAGGUGCUCGGCUGCGUCCGGCACCGCAACAUCGUCUCUCUCCUCGACACAAUCGUCGAGCCGGACCGGAUAUUCCUCGUCCUCGAGUACUGCCCCGGGGGCGACCUGUCGGACCUCAUCCGGCGCCAUGGCCGCCUGUCCGAGGCCCAGGCGCGGCGCUUCAUGCACCAGCUCGGAGCCGGCCUGAAGGCGCUGCGGACGCACAACCUCAUCCACCGCGACCUCAAGCCGCAGAACCUCCUCCUGACCACCCAGGGCGACGACGCGGAGAUCAAGAUCGCGGACUUCGGGUUCGCGCGCGACCUCCAGCCCGCGGGCAUGGCGGACACGCUGUGCGGCAGCCCCCUGUACAUGGCCCCGGAGAUCCUAUUAUACCACAAGUAUGACGCGCGCGCCGACCUGUGGAGCGUCGGGACGAUUUUGUACGAGAUGCUCGUGGGGCGCCCGCCCUUCACGGGGCAGAACCACAUCCACCUGCUGAAGAACAUCGAGCGCCGGGAGGCCAAGAUCCCGCACAGCACCGCCCAGGACCUGAGUCAGGACUGUCAGGACCUGGUGGCGCGGCUGCUGCGGCGCCGGCCGACCGAGCGGCUGACGUUCCAGGACUUCUUCGCGCACCCGUUCAUGAACGAGGAGAGCUCGGAGCUGUCGCCGCUCGGGUCGCGCGUGGGCGGCGCGAGCCCGCAGGGCUUCGGGGAGCAGCCGCCGCCGUUCAAGCUGACCGCGGACGAGUGGGCGGAGCUGCAGCAGCGCGGGCAGCAGGGCGUGGUGGACGACGCGAACCAGCAGCUCAGUGCGAUCAUCGAGAGCGAGUACGUGGUGGUGUCUCGCCCGGAGACCCCCGGGGGAGCUACGCGGGCGCACGCGUCGGACACGGGGAUGGUGCUGCGGCCGCCGACGGUGUCGGCGGUCAGCGAGGUGGACCCGCGCGCGCCGGGGGGGGAGUCUCGGGCGGAGCUGGCAGAUGCAAAGGGCGUCGGCGGGUCGCCCAAGUCGGUCCCGGGGACGUCGCGACGCCGACGGCGCGCCUCGACGCGGCGGACGCGACGGACUCCGUCCUGCUCGCGGGAGAAGCCGCCGGAACGCACGGCGCGGGACCCCCCCCCCACACACACCCCCCGCUCGUCCACUCCUUCACGAUGCCCAUCCGCGGCCCCCCGCCGGUCACCGAGGAGCAAGUCCGCGAACACGACCCCUUCUCCGGCCUCUGGACCGCGCCCCGGCGCGUCAUCGUGUCGAGCAGCAGCACCGACGAGCCCCCGCGCACUGCCCACCGCGUACACAACAUGCAGUGCAUGGCCGCGGCGCUGGCGUGCGCGGCGCGCGAGCAGCUCACGGCGCAGGACGGCGACAUCUUCAAGUCGCUCUCGCUGCUCCUCGCGUGUCUGUCGGUCCUGGAGUGCGCGCUCGGGCUGGUGGUCAAGGCAAUGA